This is a messenger RNA of Chelonoidis abingdonii (Abingdon island giant tortoise), 1620 nucleotides long. It is a transcript of the gene RWDD2B, whose product is annotated as RWD domain containing 2B. Lineage: Eukaryota; Metazoa; Chordata; Testudines; Testudinidae. The record is from RefSeq and is a predicted model, not a curated record. Gene Ontology annotation, molecular function: protein binding.
GAAACUGGGGGAAGGGAGGGUAAAUAACGUGGUGGAGUCCAGAGGAACUCGCUGGGUCCCUCACCGGCCAGUGUCGUGAAUCGAGUUGAUUUACGACACGCUUCCGGCUCAGCAUAGUUUUACGGCUCCCGUCCUCUUCCCGUGACUGAGCUGAGAGUGACUUACGCCGGUGCUAGGGAGAACGGCCUUUUAUCACUUCCGGUGCGUUGCAUCGUGGGAACCUGGAGGGGCGUUGAGGUCAAUCGGCGAGAGACCGCGAAUGAGGAAGCGCAAGUCCCGGCGCGCUUGCGCGAUAGCGGAGCGGCCUGUAUAAGUCCCAGCGCAGCCGGAAACGUUGGAGUCGACAGUCUGUGGGAAGCUGUAGUGGUUCGUGGAAACAGCUAAAACAUGGCCAAAAUGACUAAUUUGGAAGAAGCUGACGUACAACUUUCUGAGUUAGACCUACUUUCUAGUAUGUUUCCUGAUGAAGAUGAGUUUAUUGUGACUGAUCAGCUGGCUGUAGCAGAACUAAAACAUUAUAUUGAUAAUAAGACGUCAGAGAUCCCAUCUUCAAAAGUUCAGUUUAUACUGAAUGUAAAACAAGAGGUUGCUGAUGCCACUAUGGUAAUGCUUUCUUUAUCCUGUGCUUUACCACUUAACUACCCAGCUGUUCUACCAGAAAUUACUGUCAGGUCACCAUCAUUAAGCCGAUCACAGCAGAUUCAGCUGAACACAGAUCUAAAAACAUACUUGAAGCGAAACUGCAGUGGUGAGGUCUGUGUAUUAAAUGCAAGAGAAUGGGUUAAAGAUCAUGCAGCUGCUUAUAUCGAUAAUGAGCUUUCAUCUUCUUCAGUGACUACAUUGAGGACUAUGCAGUCAGAAGAUGUCAUUUUCACUAGAUUAUGGAUCUAUAGUCAUCACAUCUACAACAAGCAUAAAAGAAAGAAUAUUGUUGAUUGGUCUAAGGAGCUUGCUCUGACGGGGUUUAGCAUGCCUGGGAAACCAGGUGUCAUUUGUGUAGAAGGCCCACAGAGUACUUGUGAAGAAUUCUGGUCAAGAGUCAGAAGAUUAACAUGGCGGAGAAUUUUAAUUCGCCACAGAGAGGAUAUUUCUCUGGAUGGAUCACAUGCUGAGAUGCAGAAACAAAGAAAAUUCUCAUCUUUUGAAGAAAAAGUAUUUGAUGCGCAUGGUGCCAGAGGAAAUCAUAUGGAUCUGGGGCAGCUCUAUCAUUUUUUAGAUGAAAAGGGGUGUGGUGAUGUUUUUCAGAUGUACUUUGGAGUUGAAGGAUGUUAGAUCAGCAAGGAUCCAAUCAAUGAACUUGAAAAAUUAUGUGACAGUCUUGGAUAAAUUAUUCUUUUUCCCUCUGAAAUAGUUGAUCAGUGAGGGGAAUGAUUACUACUGCUUUAUAAGAUGAAUUCAGUUUUCCAUGAAAAUGAAUAAUGGUCGUGAAAAUGACUAUAUGAAUGCUUUAAUAUAAAGAUAUUUUUAAGGGAAAGAUAUAAUGAUGCUAAUGACAAAGACAACAACAAUAAACCAACAACAGCUUUUUGAUAGAUGCUGCAUACUAUUUAUAAUCUGAAUUAUUAAAAAUUCACCUUGGAGAGGUUGAUUAUAUCUAUGUAAUAUAGUAAAAAAGAUCCA